UAAAUAUUCUAAGAAUGACGUGGUUACGCGGUGUUCAAUUUUUAUUUUAAAUAAGUUUUCUAUACAUUCUGUACGUUUCUGUACAUAGUUAUUUUUCAAAUUACAUUAUUUUUUAUUUAAAGUUUCCUUACCUACAGCCACGAUGUUUGACGGAUUCCUAGAUGAUUUGAAACGCAUGAAUAAACGACAAUUUCUCUAUCAAGUAUUAAGUUUUGGAAUGAUCGUUUCAUCGGCAUUAAUGAUAUGGAAAGGUUUAAUGGUUUUUACAGGUAGUGAGAGUCCUAUUGUUGUUGUUUUAAGUGGUAGUAUGGAACCAGCCUUUCAUCGGGGUGAUCUAUUAUUCCUAACAAAUUAUGAAGAAGAACCAGUUAGAGUUGGUGAAAUAGUUGUUUUUAAAAUUGAAGGACGUGAUAUCCCUAUUGUGCACAGGGUUUUAAAACUACACGAAAAAAAUAAUGGUACAAUUAAAUUUUUAACCAAAGGUGACAACAAUAGUGUAGAUGAUAGAGGGUUGUAUGCACCUGGUCAACAGUGGCUAGAAAAAUCAGAUAUGGUAGGCAGAGCCAGAGGAUUUUUACCAUAUGUUGGAAUGGUUACCAUUUUAAUGAACGAAUAUCCUAAAGUCAAAUUUGCUGUUCUAGCAUGUCUUGGACUGUACGUACUUGUUCAUCGUGAAUAAAUCCUCAAUUAAUUUGAGCUGAGCCAAAGACAAUUUGGAAUUCUUUUACUUGUUAAUUUAAUAUUCAUGUGAUGUGUAUUAAUGUGUAUUGAUGUGUGGCUGCUGAGUAUUUCUUAUUCUUAAAUAUUUUUUUUUGUUAUUCAAUUAUUAAAAGCAGAUUAUGACAUUAUUUUUUGAUCUAGCCAAAUUAAAAAACAAUUUUUAAUAAA
Rhopalosiphum padi (bird cherry-oat aphid) is the source of this 888-nucleotide messenger RNA. It is a transcript of the gene twr, whose product is annotated as signal peptidase complex catalytic subunit SEC11A. The transcript has 5 exons. Gene Ontology annotation, molecular function: serine-type endopeptidase activity. The record is from RefSeq and is a predicted model, not a curated record. Gene Ontology annotation, cellular component: signal peptidase complex; membrane. NCBI's taxonomy places the organism in Eukaryota, Metazoa, Arthropoda, Insecta, Hemiptera, Aphididae. The coding region runs from base 143 to 679 and encodes 178 amino acids.